GUUAUAGCUGGCAGCAUGCAUCACAAGUUGUCCUUGCUGUUAAUGUCGUAGGUUACGUUACGUAUGUCUUUAUAAGACAGCUUUAGUAGAAAUUAUAUAGGCAUUAUAGCAACCUGCAUCGUUAUUCUACAAGACGAAACCCUCUCGAGUUCUUCUGUAUUGAUUUAUACAGGGUUGUAAAGGGUUAGCUGAGACCUAGCAGUUAGCUAAUGUGACAUUUCACCAAAGUGUGCUGGAAAAUCCUCAGAUGACACAGACUCUCCAUUGUAUUGUUGCAGUGUUACAGUAAGCCCUUAACUCAGCAUGCACCCUGACCUGUCGCCUCACCUGCACACGGAUGAGUGUAAUGAGCUAAUAACUCAUUUGAGGCAGUGCCACACAGAGCAUAAUGUCAUGAGGUUCUUUGGCACAUGUAAUGAUAUGGACCGUGCAAUGCGCCAAUGCCUGAAAAAAGAGAGACUGGAAAAACGGGAGCGGAGCAAGCAACAUGCGCUUGAGAUGAAAAAGAGGCUGAAAGAAGGCCCCAAGGAGCAGAUCUGAAAGACGUUUCACUGUAACCUUGCCAGUGGCAGUGCAAGUUUAAAGUAUUCUGGUUUUGGGACACUGAAACAAGCACAGUGCUGUGUAACAUGCCUCUCUUGCUGUUUUUGGGUCAAAAAACUGGAAGGGUUGUAACAGCUGUCAUUUUGUGUGGCUUAUAUUAGCACUGACAGAUCUUCAUAGUAUGUUAUAAUGUAAAUUAACUAGUGUAAGACACUGUUAAUAUACUACUGUCAGUAGUAUAUUAACAGUGUCUGUCAAUAUGAAAUAUUGACAUACACUUGACUUUCUGUCAGCAGAACUUUAACAGAAAAAUUGCAGCAUCUAGUACUUUGGCUUAAAAAUUGCUGUCAGGGAUCAUCAUUUAUUUCCCCUCAAUUCGCAGUACGCUGCUGCUCCAUCAAAGAGAUAAGCUGGUAACAGAACCCUUUCAUCUGACCGUUGUUAGUUGGCAGGACACCUCAGGAAUAUGCUGGUACCUGGUUUAUUCAUUAAAACAAUGAGUCCAUUUCAGAGAUGUGUGUGAAAAAGACCUAAAACAGGAUGACCAGAGGCUGGAUUACUCUCAGUGUGACAUUCACCCAUUGUUGUUUGAAAGUUUAUUUGAAUCAGGAAUCAUAUUGAUUCGUGACAAGUUUAAUUUCUUUCAAAUAAAGUGUGAUUACAAAUUAAUAAUUUUAACAGUCUGUUCAU
Scomber scombrus (Atlantic mackerel) is the source of this 1233-nucleotide messenger RNA. RefSeq names its product C-x(9)-C motif containing 2 (gene cmc2). Lineage: Eukaryota; Metazoa; Chordata; Actinopteri; Scombriformes; Scombridae. Bases 304 to 540 code for a protein of 78 amino acids. Gene Ontology annotation, cellular component: mitochondrion. The transcript has 4 exons. The record is from RefSeq and is a predicted model, not a curated record.